Messenger RNA from Cicer arietinum (chickpea), 971 nucleotides. RefSeq names its product protein LURP-one-related 4. The record is from RefSeq and is a predicted model, not a curated record. Lineage: Eukaryota; Viridiplantae; Streptophyta; Magnoliopsida; Fabales; Fabaceae.
CUUAUUCUAUAAACAUAACCUCCUCCUCAAUUUCGAACAUCAAAACCUCAAUAACAACGAAUGGCCAAGAUUUAUCCUCAACAAGAAUCCACUUCCUCUGUUUCUCAAUGUUUAAGUUCCAAAAGAGAAACAUAUACUCUAUGGAUGAAAUCACUUGUUCUUCAUUCUAAUGGUUGCACCGUCUAUGAUUCAAAUGGUCACAUAGUUUAUCGAGUUGAUAAUUAUGAUAGAAAGGGUACAUCAGAAGUUAAUCUCAUGGAUUUACAAGGCAAUGUUCUUUGUACCAUCAAAAAGAAAUUACUAGCUUUUGGAUGUUGGGAAGGACACAAAUAUGACAAUGAUUAUAAUUGUAGAAGCAAAGAGCAACCAUGGUUUCAAGUUAAAAGAUGUAAUAAGAUUAUUAAUAAAGGGAAAGUAGCUUGUCAAAUUAAAGUGGGGUGCCAAAAUUUGUGCAUAGAAACAAUUAGUACUAGCAAAGUAUUUGCUUUUCGGAUAGUAAACAAAGAUGGACAAAUUAUUGCAGAGGCAAAACAAAAACACUCAGCCACAGGAGUUGUAUUGAGUAAUGAUGUUCUAACGUUGGAUUUAGCUGCUGGCACAGAUCAUUCCCUAAUAAUGGCUUUGGUUACAGUGUACGGAUUAAUAUGUGGUAUAAUGUAGAUACAUAUAUUUAUAAUGAAUUAGGAACAAUUCAUUUGGAGGCCCUGAUUCGGAAAAUAUUUUUCCUGUGUACAAGACUCACAACGUUUACAGUAUUGUAAAUUUUGUAAUUAAUUAGUGUUUGGGUCAGUUUGUAUAAAAAAGAUUAUGAACUUCAUCAGGAUCCAAUUAGAGACACUGAGAUAAUAUGUAUAUGUACACAUAUAGUUUUCUUUACACACAAAAAUAUAUAGUACAGUAGAGUUUUUUUGGGUGCAAAAUACAUAGUAGAAUUUAUUGUAUACAUCUUGGUUGGAUCUUUAUUUUUUUUA